AUGGGUAAUGAAGCAAGUAAGGCUCUUGAAUAUGCAGAAAAUCGAUUGGAACUCGAAUAUAAAGCUCGUGAGAGGGAAACUGAUUUAGCAAUUAGGAAAGCCGAUAUGGAACAUCAACACAAGAUUGCUGAAUUGAUUGCAGAAAUGAAACAAACGAAAUUACAAACUGGGAAAGAACUUCAGCUCGCCUAUAUGGAAACAAUGAAGGCAAUCAUCCAACAGAAUAGCACCUCCUUUCAGACCGUCAAGCCACUUUUAGAACAACUCAAUAAUAACAAAUUAUCCGAUUCAAUGAAGAAAUCUAUUGAAAAUGCUUGUGCUAAAGUUUUGAAUGGUUAUAUGGAUACUCAACAGCUUUUGGAUUAUUCAAAAGAACAAAUUGCCAACCUUCAGCUUAAACAAGACGAAGAAUUUAAACGAUUGCUAGAUUACGCGGUUGAACAGAACGUAAUCACGGCAAAUAAUAAAAUAUAUCUUCUAGAAUAG
Molecule: messenger RNA, 486 nt
Organism: Ambispora leptoticha
Lineage: Eukaryota; Fungi; Glomeromycota; Glomeromycetes; Archaeosporales; Ambisporaceae
Source: the annotation of a GenBank genome assembly